UCUCAGUUAAAAUUCACUUGGUUAAAGAGUAGUAGUUAAACGUCAAGAAAACGUGUCGUCUCGUCUUAUUACAAUAUAAAUUUGAGGAAAAGAAGCUAUUAAGUCAAACAGUUAAAAUAUUGACAUUAAAAUGACAUCCAAAAAACGUGGACUUAGCCUGGAGGAGAAACGUAAAGGCAUGAUGGAAAUUUUUUAUGAAAAGAAAGACUUCUUCCAGCUUAAAGAAUUAGAAAAAAUUGCCCCAAAAGAAAAAGGAAUUGUACAAGGAACAGUAAAAGAUGUGAUUCAAAGUUUGGUGGAUGAUGGAAUGGUUGAUACAGACAAAAUUGGCACAUCAAUUUAUUUCUGGGCCUUUCCUAGUAAGGCAAUCAAUGCAAAAAAACAGAAACUAGUGCAACUGGAAAAUUCUAGUCAACAACUGAAGAAGUUGAGAGUUGAUGUUGAAGCAAAGUUGGCAGAAAAAAGAGUUGGACAACAGGAUGAUGAUACAAAAGACGAAUUAUUACAAAAGUUAAAGGAAGCACAAGUACAAAACGCUGAAUUGAAAAGAAGUCUGAUUGAAUACCAAGAACUUGAUCCUGAUGAACUUGAAAAACUAAAAGCAGAAUCUCAGGUUUCUUUGGAGGCUGCGAACCGUUGGACAGAUAAUAUUUUCGCCGUCAAAUCCUGGUGCAAAUCAAAGUUUUUUAUGGAAGAUAACCAAUUAAACAAAGCAUUUGGAAUUCCGGAAGAAUUGGACUAUUUGUAGAAGCCUCAAGAAUGCUUUCUGUAAAUAAUUUAGAAGCAUUGUUUAAAGCUUUUUGAAUUCUUCCUUGUCUCUUUCCCAUGUCCUUGACUGAAUUCUGUAAGAACCUGGAUACUUUCAACGAUAUUUUCCUAACAUGUAUAGUUUUCUGUGUAAAAUACUUCAAAUUUUGAAGUGCGUUUAAUACAGAAUUCCGUUUUUUUUUUCAUUAA
Daphnia pulex (common water flea) is the source of this 957-nucleotide messenger RNA. RefSeq names its product meiotic nuclear division protein 1 homolog. Gene Ontology annotation, cellular component: nucleus. The transcript is spliced from 3 exons. The record is from RefSeq and is a predicted model, not a curated record. Gene Ontology annotation, molecular function: double-stranded DNA binding. Gene Ontology annotation, biological process: reciprocal meiotic recombination. The coding region runs from base 131 to 748 and encodes 205 amino acids. Lineage: Eukaryota; Metazoa; Arthropoda; Branchiopoda; Diplostraca; Daphniidae.